AUGGCCGACCCCAGCCUAGUUUACGACUUCUGGAACCAACAGCACUCUAAUUCCACUGAAAUGGUCUUGCUGUCCGAUAUCAAUGUUGCUUCUCCUCUGAAUCAGCAGCAGCAACCCAUUCCUAUCCCAAAACCCAAUAAGCCAAAGGUUCAAACUUCCAGAACGUUCUCCUGCCUUUACUGUUCUCGCAAGUUUUGCACUUCUCAAGCUUUGGGUGGACACCAAAAUGCUCACAAGCGUGAAAGAGCCGCUUCUCGUCGUACUAUGUUCCCGGUCAACAGCACCGACUCCGACACCCGUAAUAUGGUACAUUUCCAUUUUCUUCAAAAAAACAACAACAACAACAACAACAACGACGACAAGCAGGGGCUGGAGCCCAGUUUGAAUAAUUAUCCUCUGAUGACCGGCCAGAUGCUGCCUGAACAUAACAUUAAUCAUACUACUACUACUACUUAUAGUAACCCCUACGCUAAUUACUUUAGCGGCCAGCUCCAAACACCAGCUUCAAACAAUAUCAACGUCUUUAACCCCUUCUCUUCCUCUGACGUUUAUCAUCCUCCUCCACUACCGACUCUUGGAUUUGGCGGUCAUCAUGUCUAUUUUACUAGUGGUGAUGCUACUCUCUCGACUGCACAGGAUUUGUCUUCUAUGGAUAAUAAUCACCAGCUCAAUCUUGACCUUACCCUUCGUUUGUAA
Nicotiana tabacum (common tobacco) is the source of this 696-nucleotide messenger RNA. RefSeq lists its product as uncharacterized. The record is from RefSeq and is a predicted model, not a curated record. Gene Ontology annotation, molecular function: DNA-binding transcription factor activity. Lineage: Eukaryota; Viridiplantae; Streptophyta; Magnoliopsida; Solanales; Solanaceae.